AUGUGGACAUUUAUCCGAUCCGUUCAAUCAUCUCCCAAAGAAAAGGAAAACAAACUUCCUAUUGCCAAUCAUUACGCCUUCCUUCGACUAUUCUGUCGCCAUAUUGCUUUUCCGAAACUAAUCUCCCCGACCUACUCUCAGUACCUUUCUUUCCUUUCUUUCCUGUCUUUUCUUUCUUUCUUUCUUUCUUUCUUUCUUUCUUUCUUUCUUUCUUUCUUUCUUUCUUUUGUUUCUAUAGACAUUACUAUUUCAUACUUUCCUCAAUUUGCCCGUUUCUCUUUCUUUCUUUCUUUCUUUCUUUCUUUCUUUUUUUCUUUCUUUCUUUCUUUUUUUCUUUCUUUCUUUCUUUUAAUUGUUUUCUUUCUUUCCGUUCUUUUCUUUUUUCUUUUACUUGUUUUCUUUCAUUUGUUUCUUUCUUUCUUUUUUUUCUUUCUUUCUUUUUUUUUUUUUCUUUCUUUCUUUCUUUCUUUCUUUUUAAUUGUUUCCUUUCAUUUCUUUCUUUUCUUUCUUUCGGUUUUUAAUUUUUUUCCUUCUUUUCUUUUUUCUUUCUUUUAA
This is a messenger RNA of Acanthosepion pharaonis, 555 nucleotides long. Lineage: Eukaryota; Metazoa; Mollusca; Cephalopoda; Sepiida; Sepiidae. The record is from the annotation of a GenBank genome assembly.